Messenger RNA from Eimeria tenella, 909 nucleotides. RefSeq lists its product as uncharacterized. NCBI's taxonomy places the organism in Eukaryota, Apicomplexa, Conoidasida, Eucoccidiorida, Eimeriidae. Bases 1 to 909 code for a protein of 302 amino acids. The record is from RefSeq and is a predicted model, not a curated record. The transcript is spliced from 4 exons.
AUGGGAUUGUCUCGCCAAGCCAUUGUAGCAGGAGCUCUUCGAGAGCAAAAGCAAAUGCGACGCCGGGAAGAAUUUCUGGCAGCUGCACUGGACGCAGUUACCCAUCAGAAAGAAAUACAACACAUUGCAGAGGUGUUCAGAAGGCGUGAAGCAGCAGUCGCAGCGGCUUUCCUGCGCAGAAGAGUGUGCGAGGUGAGGAGUCAACUAUCAUCUGGGCUGGAGGAAAGAAGAUGCAAGUUGAAAGCAUUGCUUGAAGGGGAGCAAAACGAAGCAAAAGCUACAAUACGGCAGUUGCAGCAGAGUGCAGCAACUAGGGAACACGCUAUGAUGCAGCGUGCAGAAGCGCUUAGACGAAAGCGUGACCAGGAACGGAAUGAAGAGGACAAGCGCCUCUACAAUCUUCCACACAAGCAAGGGCAGGAUGAUCUGCGCUUGCAGGAACGCCGAAAACUCGUUAAGGAGGUAUCUUAUCCUUCCAUUUCUUUCACCAUUAGCGAGAGAGAGAAAGAACGAAAGGAAGAGAUGCAGAGGCUCGAAACCGAAAACGAAGCGAUAGCUCGUCGCCUGCAAGCAGAAAGUGAGGCUGCUGCCGAGCAACGCUUACAGCAAAGGAUAGACAGGUUAGAGAGAAGGAGGGAAAUGGAUGCUGUGCUUGCUGAACAGCUGGAAGAGCGCCACAGAAGAGAAUUGGAAGAAGCCAAGCUUGAAAGCGUGCAGAGGCAGAAGCUGCAAGGCGCCAAAAAGAACGCGCGGUGGCUGCUGAGUGCAGAGCUUCCCUUUUACGCCACUACAGAGCAAGUCAAGCAGCGUGAAGCACUCCGAGCAGCAAUGGAAAGCGAGAAGGCAUUUGAAAGAGAAAGAGUUACAGCUGCAGUUGCUCAGCAUCGUGCGUUGCUUCAGCAGGAGUAA